Messenger RNA from Procambarus clarkii (red swamp crayfish), 1083 nucleotides. Lineage: Eukaryota; Metazoa; Arthropoda; Malacostraca; Decapoda; Cambaridae. The record is from RefSeq and is a predicted model, not a curated record.
AUGGGUUUCCAGGAAGAUCAUGUGAUGACAACGUAUCAUAAUCAACUCAAAGAGAAGGGGUUACCUUUCUUUGACAUUGGGUCAUUUAUUGAAGCAGUCUUGCAGUACAUGGAAGACGAAGUUAGAAAAUGUCUAGUAAAUAAAUUGGCAUUGGCUGAAGUUGAUGUUGUCCCAAGCCCACCCAUGUCUGAUAGAAAUGAGUUGGCUUCUGACACAAACCAACAAGUAGAAUCAUCUACAACUUUAAUGGAAUUGGCAUUGGCUGAAGUUGAUGUUGUCCCAAGCCAACCAAUGUCUGAUGGAACUGAGUUGGCUUCUGACCAAAACCAACAAGUAGAAUCAUCUACAACUUUAAUACAGCCUAUAGUAGAUGAAUUGGCAUUGGCUGAAGUUGAUGUUGUUCCAAGCCAACCAAUGUCUGAUGGAACUGAGUUGGCUUCUGACCAAAACCAACAAGUAGAAUCAUCUACAACUUUAAUACAGCCUAUAGUAGAUGAAUUGGCAUUGGCUGAAGUUGGUGUUGUCCCAAGCCAACCAAUGUCUGAUGGAACUGAAGUAGAAUCUACAAUAGUUGAUGAAUUGACAUUGACUGAAGUUGAUGUUGUCCCAAGCCCACCAAUGUCUGGUGAUUCUAACCCACAACCAUUAUUUGGUAAAAUAACUGAUCAAGUUGCCACUCUCCCAAAGUCAGAAGGUACAAUUAGACACAGAGUGAUUGAGUGUAAGAUUUGUAUGGAGAAUGAGAGUGAGUUAAUGUUUUUACCUUGUAAUCACAUAUGCACUUGUUUCAAAUGUGCAUCAAACAUAUCCACAUGUCCAAUUUGCAGAGCUGAGAUAAAAUAUACUAUUAAAGCAAUUAUAUCAUAGUAAAGAAUGUUUUAGAUGUGUGAUAAUGAUAUGAUAUGUACGAUUCGAGAGCAAUACUUGGAUACAAAAAUAUGUCCACACCUACAGUAAUAAGGAUGAUUUUAGACCAUUUACAUAACAUAAUGUAUCCUAUCUAUCAACCCGGCUGGAAAUAUAUGAAUUUCAAAUCCUAUUAUUCCUAUAAUAAAUACCUUAUAAUUAUUAUUGACGAAAUAU